AUGCAAGGACCAGUUCCGCCUUCCAAGACCUUUCAGCCACCGGGCACCUCCAGCGUUACAUGCCUGGCACACAGUAGGUCCUCGACGCACGUUAACUUUCUUCUUCACGUCCCUCAUUUCCCCUGGGACUCCAGCCUCAAACUGCCUGGGGCAUGGGCAUUCUCUCCACCUCCCACGAGCGCUGCUCUCCCUGAAGAGGGCCUGGCCGUGCGGGGUCUCGCCAGCCCCGCCGCGGUGCGGGCCGGCAGCCGCCCGCCCAGGGCCUACUACGCGCCGGGUCCUGCGCGCGCUUCCCGAGGACCGCAGAGGUGGCGGGACCUUAGAAGCCGAAGGGAUGGGAAGAGCUGCGCGCGCGCUUUCCUCAGCCCUUUACUGCACGCCGGGCUCUGGGGAAAUGAGCCCGACUUCGCCCUGCUUUGUCCCCUCCGCAGCCCCACGGCUGCCCGGCGAACGCAGGCGCUCCACACACACCUGCUGCCCGCACGGAGCCGGCGGGAGAGGAGGAGCGAGGGGCCCGCCGCCCUCGGCGCUGGCCAGGCUCCCCGGCUCGGGCCCCUCCUAGCGGGCCUCCGGCUCGGGGCGCCCGGGGCGAAGGCGCAGGGCCCCAGGGCGGCGGGCCCGGGCGUUAGGUGCGGGCCGGGGCGGCGCCAGCCUUUGCCCGCGUCCCCUCCCGGAGGCGGGUCCCGGGAGGGGCUGGCACGCCCGCCGCGCCGCGCCCGCGCCCCGCGCCGCCUUCUGGCCGGCCCGCAGGCAGGCGGCGCCGGCCGGGAGGUGCUCGCCUCCCGCGCCCGGGCCCGCGCGUUGCCGGGCAGCGGCUCCGAGGCUCCGAAGGGGCGGAGCGCGAGGCCGGCGUGCGCUGGCGCCCCUGUCCGCGGUUCCGGCCCGGCCCGCCCCGCCUCGCCGGCCUCCUCCCGCCGGUGCGCGGCGCCCCGUCCAGCCGCAGCCGCAGCGGCCGCCCCUCCGGGCCUGAGCGCGCCGAGCCGCGAGCCGGGGCCGGCCGGCUUGGACUGCGGGGGCGCGGCGCCGACGCCGAGCGCGGCCAUGGAGGGGAAGCCCCGCGCGGGUCGCGCUGGUCCUGGGCCGGGCGGCCGCGGGCCUUCCGCCCGCCGCGCCCGCCGCCGCCGCCCGGGGCUGCUGCUCCCCGGGCUCUGGCUGCUGCUGCUGGCCCGGCCGGCCUCGUGCGCCCCAGAUGAGCUCUCUCCGGAACAGCACAACCUCUCUGUCCCCUCCGAGGAGCGCGUGCUGAAGAGGAGCCCCACGCACAGUGCUGCACAAGUGGCCUUAACAGAAACCGCCCCAGGGUCCCAGCAGAGCAGCUCCCUCCAUGGCAUCUCCUCUCCAUCUGCCACUACUUUUGAUACAACCUUUUUUAGCCAAGGAAAAUGGACCCAAAGUGCAGCAGGUCACAGCCUCCUCGUGGCAAGUUACGCGUCGGUAGCGAGCAACGAGGCGGCCGUCGAUGAGGAUGAAAUGGAUAACUUUCUGCCAGAUGCCCACUGGCCCACCCCACGGGUGGCUGCUCCGGUGGAGUAUGUCGCAGUCAGCUCGCCAGGGCCGCCCAGAGAAGCGUCAGAGCCCACGCUCACUCCGGCGCCACCCGUGACCUCCUUGCAGGAUACAGAGGUGACGUCAGCCUGGCAGACCACAGCGCACCCACCGGCAGGACACGCUGGGGCCCCCAGCCGUUUCAGCGCCUUCCCAUCAGCUUUUCCCACCUCCGAGGGCAUGAUUCCAACUCCUAGCAGGAAUUUGGUGCUUUAUCCUCCUGAUAUUUACAGUCAGUUAUCAAGCAGGACUUUGCCAGAGAUUGUGGCUUCGGUGACGAAGGAAGUGGAGACCACCCUCCUCUCUAGCCCUGGGUCUCCAGGGCCCCAGCCGUCGGGCGGGGGCACCACCCCCCAGCCGUCCCCCUCGCUGGGGGAGGUCUCCCGGCCUCCAGAGGAGGUUCCGGCCGCAAGUACAGACAGAUACCCUGACGUGACCACCGGGUUGAGUCCAAGUCUAGAAGAAGCCAUCUCUCCAAGAGCAUCCCCUGCUGUGACCGUUUCCCACCUGGCCCUCGCACUCAGCACUCCACGUUCCGCUUGGUUUUCAACUCCUCUCGCAUUCGUUCCCUUUUCUACCCCGUCAGCCGAUGCUUCAUACGGCCCCUUCCUUCCCAGCCACCCCAGCGAGAUGACAGAACUGCUCGGCAAUUCGGCGGUCCCCGGUGGCCCGGGCGACACUCCCGUCCCCAGCCCCGUGGUGUCUUUGUUGAGGCCGUACACGUGGUGCGCGUCCUGCAGGGUGGCGUCGCCCCGGCCCGCUCUGGCCUCGAGCCUCGCGGAGAGAGACGUGGGCUCCGGGGACGGUGCGGAGACCCCGUGCCUGACCAUGCUGGAAGAAAGCAGCGUCUCUCCGCCGAGCAGGGUCCUGGCGGACUUCUCCGAGUUUGAGGAAGAGCCUCAAGAAUUCAAUACGCUUUUCCCCUCGAGGCCCGUGGUCUCACUUUCCUCCAGGUCUGUGGACGUCUCACACGCGAGCGUUGGCGUGUCGGCCGAGGCGGAUGUGAGCAGUGUCGUGGCCACACAGGUGCACCCGUCCCACGGCCUCCUCCCCGUGCCCUCGUCCCUUGGUCCUGCCGCCGCCGCCUCUGUUUCGGAGACCCAGGCGAUGCCAUCCGGCGCGACCGCUGCGUUUUCCUCAGUCACCGCCAGCAUUCUCCCGGACUCCUCUUUCUCCGUCAUGGCAAACAAAAACACACCCUUGGUCGCCAUCCCAGAGCCGAGUCUUUUUCCUUCUUAUAGUUUGGUUCCUCUAGCAGAGUCUUCGCUUUUCCCUGACCAAGAAGCAGCCAGUUUUUUUGAACACAAACCCGGAAGCAUUUUGGAUUCCGUGUCCAGCUUUUUCUCAACUCCCCCACUGGGAGUCAGCAGCCCCGUCCUUUCCCCUUUGGAGGCACUUGCUUCUCCGUCUCUGACGCCAGGUGACUUGUCACCCUCCAUGUCUCAGUCUUAUUCUGCCUUGGUCGAGACAGUCACAUCAUCCGACUCUGUUGAUUUGCAGUCACCUCAGCAUUCUCUUCCUAGUUCCACGAGCCUUGAGUCCUCUCAGCUCUGGCCAAGUUCAGACCUGCCUUUGAAUGCCGUCACCUUCCUGCCUAGUCACUCUGAAACGUCACCACGCUCGAGCUUCCCCUCUGGUUCUCCCAAGUUCACCGAAGCAUCACCGGUUUCUCUUACAGAUUCUGAAGCUCAUCUUACCUCAACUCUCACUGAAACUACCUCCUGUUUUGAGUUUUCGCUCAUUUCCCGUGAAUCCGCAGUCACCACACUGGUGCCCUCCAGCUCCGAGCCCGUCCUUGACGUCCUGACUGCAGGGACUCACGGCACGCCACCGUUGACUGCUUUCCACGUGACGCCUGUCCUCACCGAGUCUUCUCCGUUCUCAACUCCGACACCUUCCGACGAGGGAGCCAGUGCCACCGGUGGCCACUCACCUGUCUCUGCCUCUUUCUCCAAAGCCAUUCCCACCGGCACAGCCUCGAUCACUGACGUGUACCUGUCACCAGCAUCCUCGUUUGUCUCUGAGCUGACUCCCUCACCUGUGCCGACAGAGCCGGUGGUCGUGGGCCCACUGUUCACACCCUCAGAUGUGCCGCUGAACACCUCUGCUGAGCCGGGCACGUCCGACACCAGUGCUACCGUCGCCGUCCCCACUGACACCUCCCUGAAUGGCAACGCCGCCAGUGAGAGCCCCCAGGAGAGCAGCGCCGAGCCCCCCCUGCCCUCCCUGCACCCUGUGACCACCUUCACUCCGGAAGCAACGGUGGACACUCCAGCACUGGCCACCGCCAGGCCACCGUACGUGUGUGAUAUCACGGUGCCCGAUGCCUAUUUGAUCACAACUGUGCUGGCCAGAAGAGCCGUGCAGGAGUACAUCAUCACAUCAAUCAAAGAAGUGUUGAAGAUUCACUUCAACCGUGCGGUGGAGCUCAAGGUUUAUGAACUAUUCACUGACUUCACUUUCCUUGUAACAUCUGGUCCUUUCGUUUACACGGCGAUAUCGGUCAUAAAUGUGCUUAUAAACAGUAAACUCGUGCGUGACCAGUCUCCUUUAAUCCUGUCUGUGAAACCUUCUUUCCUGGUGCCAGAGUCCAGAUUCCAAGUUCAAACAGUACUUCAGUUUGUGCCUCCAAGUGUGGAUACUGGCUUCUGCAACUUCACCCAGCGCAUCGAGAAAGGCCUCAUGACAGCUCUCUUUGAAGUGAGAAAACACCACCAGGGGACGUAUAACCUCACGGUGCAGAUCUUGAAUAUCACCGUCAGUUCCUCAAGGGUGGCUCCUCGGCGCGGCCCGGUGAACAUUAUUUUUGCUGUUAAAAGCGCUCAGGGAUUUCUGAACGGCUCGGAAGUGAGCGAGCUGCUGAGGAACUUGAGUGUGGUGGAGUUCAGCUUCUACCUGGGCUACCCGGUGCUGCAGAUCGCAGAGCCCUUCCAGUACCCACAGCUCAACUUAUCUCAGCUGUUGAAGUCCUCUUGGGUCAGAACAGUCCUCCUGGGCGUCGUGGAGAAGCAGCUCCAGAACGAGGUGUUUCAGGCGGAGAUGGAGCGCAAGCUGGCCCAGCUGCUCAGCGAGGUGUCCACCAGAAGGCGCAUGUGGAGGAGGGCCACCAUCACCGCGGGGAACAGCGUGGUGCAGGUGGUGAAUGUGUCCAGGCUGGAGGGAGAUGACAAUCCCGUGCAGCUCAUCUACUUUGUGGAGGAUCAGGAUGGAGAGAGACUCAGCGCCGUCAAGUCUUCAGAUCUGAUCAACAGGAUCGAUCUCCAGAGAGCGGCCAUCAUCUUGGGUUACCGGAUUCAGGGCGCUAUUGCCCAGCCUGUGGACAGGGUGAGGAGGCCGUCUCCCGAGUCCCAGAGCAACAACCUGUGGGUCAUUGUCGGUGUGGUCAUCCCGGUGCUGGUGGUGACGGUGAUCGUCAUCAUCCUCUACUGGAAACUCUGCCGCACGGACAAGCUGGACUUCCAGCCUGACACUGUGGCCAACAUCCAGCAGCGUCAGAAGCUGCAGAUCCCUAGCGUGAAGGGCUUCGACUUUGCUAAGCAGCACCUGGGUCAGCACAAUAAAGACGACAUACUGAUUAUUCACGAGCCAGCGCCACUGCCAGGACCCGUGAAGGACCACACCACGCCCUCUGAAAACGGGGACGUGCCAAGCCCCAAGGCGAAGAUCCCUUCCAAGAACGUCCGUCACAGAGGAAGAGUCUCUCCCUCAGAUGCUGACUCGACAGUCAGCGAGGAGUCCAGCGAGAGAGACGUGGGAGACAGGACGCCGGGAGCGGUCAGCGACGGCAAGUCCCGCAGAGCCCCGCAGAGCGGGCCAGCACUCCCCAGCUCAGGGAACGAGCAGCAUUCGUCAGCCUCCAUCUUCGAGCAUGUGGACAGGAUUUCCCGCCCCUCGGAGGCCAGUCGGCGGGUGCCCAGUAAGAUCCAGCUGAUCGCCAUGCAGCCCAUCCCAGCACCCCCGCUUCAGCGGCCCCUGCCGGCCGACCGCGUGGCAGAAACCAACAAAAUCAACAAAGAGAUCCAGACGGCGCUGCGGCACAAGUCCGAGAUCGAGCACCAUCGCAACAAGAUCCGGCUGCGCGCCAAGCGCCGCGGGCACUACGAGUUCCCGGUGGUGGACGACCUGUCCUCGGGCGACACCAAGGAGCGGCACCGGGUGUACCGCAGGGCGCAGAUGCAGAUUGACAAGAUCCUGGACCCCACGGCCAGCGUGCCCUCGGUGUUCAUAGAGCCCCGGAAGAGUUCACGGAUAAAACGGUCUCCUAAGCCUCGCCGGAAACACCAGGUCAACGGCUGUCCCGCCGACGCCGAGAAGGACAGGCUCAUCACCACGGACAGCGAUGGCACUUACAAAAGGCCCCCCGGCGUCCACAACUCCGCCUACAUCGGAUGCCCCUCGGACCCUGACCUCCCAGCUGACGUGCAGACGCCGUCCUCGGUGGAGCUGGGGAGGUACCCAGGCCUGCCCUUCCCCGCCUCCCAGUACAUCCCGCCCCAGCCAUCCAUCGAGGAGGCCCGCCAGACCAUGCACUCCCUCCUGGAUGAUGCCUUCGCCCUGGUGGCCCCAAGCAGCCAGCCCGCCAGCGCCGCAGGUGCGGGCCCUGGGGUCCCACCUGGCCUGCCCAUGAACAGCACCCCUUCCCGGGAAGAGAGGCGAGCCACCCAGUGGGGGUCCUUCUACAGCCCAGCCCAGACAGCCAACAACCCAUGUGGUAGAUACGAAGACUAUGGAAUGACUCCCCCAUCAGGCCCAUUGCCAAGGCCGAGCCUCGGCCCCGGUUUGCUGCCGUCUUCGGAGCUGGCACCGCCUGAGCCCCAGCAGCCGCAGGCAGCGGCCGAAGCUCCGUUUGCUGCCCGCGGGAUCUACGCUGAGGAGAUGCAGCCGUCGGUGGCCCGGCCCCGGCCUGUCGGGGGCACCACAGGCUCCCAGAUCCAGCACCUGACGCAGGUGGGAAUCGCUAGCAGAAUUGGAGCUCAGCCGGUGGAAAUCCCAGCCAGCAGAGGCGGCCAGUACGGGGGCGCGGUCUGGCCUUCCUACGGGGAGGAUGAAGCGGGGCGGAGAGAGGCCACACACAUGCUCGGACAUCAAGAAUAUUCUUCUUCACCGCUAUUUCAGGUGCCAAGGACUUCAGGCAGGGAGCCCUCAGCUCCUCCCGGGAACCUCCCCCACCGAGGGCUGCAGGGCCCCAGCCUGGGCUACCCCACCAGCUCCACAGAAGACCUGCAGCCCGGUCACUCCUCAGCCUCUCUCAUCAAAGCGAUCCGCGAGGAGCUGCUCCGGCUCUCCCAGAAACAGAGCGCCGUGCAGAACUUCCAUAGCUGAUCGGGCUCGCCUGCAGAUUUGCCAAGUAUCCGCUUCCCGUGGAAGCAAGACCAAAAGAAAAUCAACUGAGUGGGUGUUUUUAAGAAGAAUUAGCGUCUCCUGGGCCAGCUGCCCAAGUAAGGGAGCAAGUUGCUAUUUUAGAAGAUGCCAUAAGUCAUGUGACAGCUCACGAUCCUUUACUGUGUUGGCAAUUUUGUGAGCACUUGGGUUCAGGUGAAAGUUACAUACUUUGGCCAAAAGCCGGCAGCACUUCACAAAACAAAACACAAACCCAAGCUAACAAAAUUACUAAAUCCGUCUCCUUUUUAAAGGCAAAACAUUAAAAUGUGUAGAUGGUAUAAGGAUUACAGGAAUUACGUGUUUCCAUGGGAUUCAGUCUGAUGUGUACGAUGAACCUGCUGCUUUGUUUUUCUGAGAAAAGAGAUUUGAAGACGUUUUAUUAACAGCUUGAUUUCCCUCUUUUACUCCAUAGGAACUUAUUUUAAUAGUAACAUUAACAGCAAGAAUACUAAGACUGUUUGGGAAUUUUAAAAAGCUACUAGUGAGAAACCAAAUGGCAGGUUGUAGAGCCUGGUGACUCCAAACGAAGCCAUCACUGCAUUCCUCCUCCUCCUCUUCCUUCUUCUGGUGCUACAGCUCAGCUCCAAGGGCCCCUUCCCCUUUACGUCUGAGAUGCAAGUUUGGCUUUUCCAGUGGAAGAAUAUGUUGAAGGUUUCAUUUUCUUCUAGGGGAAAAAAAAAUCCUCCCAAACAGGGGAAAAAGCUCAAUAUUUAUUUGGUUAUUCAAAAUACAUAACAUAUCCAAGUUCAGAUUUACGAUCCUUAAUCGCGUUUGCUGUUUGCUAAUUGCGCACGUGCGACUCCUGGGAGCACCCCCUUUCAGCACCUGUGUUAAGGCCAGUCCUGUAGAAUGAGGCUUGGAAGAGGUCCUAACGGAUCCCUGCACCUUGCUGGUGAUUUGCUCACAAAUUCUGUUUGAAUGAGAAAUCUUACGUAAGCAAAAGUUAUUUAUAAAAGUUCCUAGGACUACCAAAUUGUCAUGGCCACAUCCCUUAGUAAUCACAUUCCCUGUGUUCAAGAUCUGGAAAUGCAAUUGAGUUCAGUUCAGCCUCUCUGCAGUGGAUCAAGAAAUGUAAAGUAGAGCUUUGUGACCACAAGAGAAAGGAGAGAGUUGCCUCCCAUGUCUGAUUUUAUUGGGGUACUACUCUGUUGAGUGACUGUUAAAACUAUCUUAGCCACUUUGGGUUUGAGAGAAGGGAUCGUCUCUGUUAAGAUCUACUCCUGCAGUAUAGGCCUUUCCCCACUUCCCAAAUUAUAGCAAGAAAGAUGGCCAUGAGGGCUAUUCUGUUUUCUGGUGCCUGAGUGAAACUCAGAAGAAAAGCUGGCUUAGAUAAGAGAUUUGCACUACGAACCUCUUUUUAUUAGAUCAGCUAACACAGUCAUGCAUUGCCUAACGGCGGGGAUACGUUCUGAGAAAUGUGUGCUUAGGCGAUUUCAUCAUUGUGCGAACAGCAAAGUGCACUUGCACAAACCUAGACGGUAUGGCCUGCUAACACCUAGUCUAUUUGGUGUAGCCUUUGCUCCCAAGCUGCACACCUAUACCGCACGUUACUGUGCUGAAUACCGUAGGCAGUUAUAACACAGUGGUAAGUAUUUGUGUCUCUAAACAUAGAGAAGGAACAGUAAGAAUAUGGUAUUAUAAUCUUACGGGUCCACUGUCAUAUAUUCGGUCCACCGUUGGCCAAAACAUCGCGAUGUGGUGCAUGACUAUACUUUUAGCUAAAUAACAGAUGAACAGGUAGGAUUUGGGGCUCUGACU
This is a messenger RNA of Microcebus murinus (gray mouse lemur), 8685 nucleotides long. NCBI's taxonomy places the organism in Eukaryota, Metazoa, Chordata, Mammalia, Primates, Cheirogaleidae. The record is from RefSeq and is a predicted model, not a curated record.